UUUCGCAGGUUCUCUUGAACACGUUCGUCUGUAUCGUUCAACAGGACCGUUUUUGGGAGCUGAUCGUAGAGAUGAAAAAGUGUUGCAAGGAAGCCAAGCCGUAUGAACGACAGGUUUAUCAAAUGUACGUUGAUAAGUACUCUAUGUUCUAUGGGGUGUCUGCGAUAUGGUUCUACCUCACAGCGUCCAUCAUAGCGAUUGGAACGUUGUUCAUUCCCCAGCCUUUACCAACGAACGCUGAAUACCCGUUUCCCGUUGAUUAUCAACCCCUCAAGAGCAUCCUAUUCCUCCAUCAAUCGUUCCUUGGCUUUCAAUGUUCCGCGCACGUGUGCAUCAACAUGUUUUGCGCUUUGCUGAUGUUGUUCGCGGCGGCUCGUUUCGAGAUCUUGAAGGUGGAACUGCGCGAAGUGAAGAGUUUCAACGAAUUGGUCGAUUGUGUGAAAAAGUAUUACAUUGCGAGAAGGUAGGAAAAGAAGCAUCGGUUAUAAUAGAGAUUUUGGAUAAAAAUAUUUGUUAUUUUAGAUAU
Osmia lignaria (orchard mason bee) is the source of this 526-nucleotide messenger RNA. NCBI's taxonomy places the organism in Eukaryota, Metazoa, Arthropoda, Insecta, Hymenoptera, Megachilidae. The record is from RefSeq and is a predicted model, not a curated record.